This is a messenger RNA of Drosophila suzukii, 720 nucleotides long. The record is from RefSeq and is a predicted model, not a curated record. NCBI's taxonomy places the organism in Eukaryota, Metazoa, Arthropoda, Insecta, Diptera, Drosophilidae.
AUGGCACGGAAAUGCGCCGAGGAUUCGCCAAGGAAUCCCCCUGUAAGCCCUGACGAGCAGUAUCUGGAGACGUUGAUCCACUGGGACGUGAACUGCGAUGGCUGCGGUAGCUCCCGGCUGAUCCACUACCGCUACAAGUGCCUGCGCUGCCCGGACUACGAUCUGUGCGCCGACUGCCACGAGAACGGGGUCACCACUGGACAGCACGAGCAGGAUCACCCGUUCCAGUGCCUCCUGGACCGCGCCGCCCGCGAGCUUUUCUUUGCCGGCGAGCAGACGCCGGAUCUAUGCGCCGAUAGCUACACAUGCCCACUGUGCGGCGGCAUGGGCAUGUCCGCCGGAGAACUGAUGAGGCACUGCCAGAUGGAGCACCGCCUGGUGCGCCUCUCCGUCAUUUGUCCGCUCUGCGUGGCUGUUCCGGCCUCGCAUCCCAACAGGGUCAACAACAUUACCACCCACUUGAUCCUUUGGCAUCCAGCGAGCCCUUUGAGGGUUCCCGGCUCCCCUUCUUCUUCCUUCGCAGAACCCCACUCCGAAUUCCUAUGGCCCCAGCAGGGUCUGGAGUUUACGGCCACGGAGCCAUCUACUGGAUUUGGAGUGGCCACCCAUCACACCCUGCCAUCCGCCCAAAUGCCACAGGUGCGCUUCCUUCUGCCCAGGGGCACGCCCCCCUUGGCUCCUUCCGAGGACUUUAGCGACGAUGAGAUCGUCGAGAUGUGA